This is a messenger RNA of Pleuronectes platessa (European plaice), 577 nucleotides long. Its product is annotated as ribosome biogenesis protein SPATA5. The record is from RefSeq and is a predicted model, not a curated record. Gene Ontology annotation, molecular function: ATP binding; ATP hydrolysis activity. Lineage: Eukaryota; Metazoa; Chordata; Actinopteri; Pleuronectiformes; Pleuronectidae. Gene Ontology annotation, cellular component: cytoplasm.
AUAACAGCAGUAUGCAGAGAGCCGCCCUCACGGCCCUGCAGGAGGACAUCAAAGCCCGGCACAUCGAGGCCAGACACUUUGAAAGUGCCCUGAACGCUGUGAAGCCUCGGAUCCCCGACUCUCUCAUCCAGUCGUAUAUCAGCUAUCAGCAGCGGCACAGCGGCCUGGGCUUCUUCUGACCACGCCGCCAAGGACACAUCCAGAACCAAAGGAAUUUAGCUUUUCUUUGUAGUUUUAUUGUUUUUUUGUUUUUUUAAUAAUACAGGUUUAAAACUGCCUCAAUCUGCUGGAGAGGUUACCGAUGAAAAUCCAGCUGAAUAUUGGCCAACGCAAGGAUUUCUGUUUUGCAGAUUACUCGGCCAACUCAUAUGUUUAAAUCUUGAAUUUUAUAGCUGCAACAUAAAAGUGGUAACUGCUUCUUGAGUCCACAAUUAGAAAAUACAUAUAACGUGUUUGCGGUUAGUGACAGUGUAAGUUUCAAACAGCUCCGAAGAACAGUGUUGUUAUUUUUUUUCUUAUUUUUGAUCAUUUCAAAUGUUAAUAAUGUAAUAAACACAUUAUGUAUGUUUGGUCUAAA